Exaiptasia diaphana is the source of this 1492-nucleotide messenger RNA. RefSeq names its product coiled-coil domain-containing protein 160 homolog. The coding region runs from base 1 to 933 and encodes 310 amino acids. Lineage: Eukaryota; Metazoa; Cnidaria; Anthozoa; Actiniaria; Aiptasiidae. The record is from RefSeq and is a predicted model, not a curated record. The transcript has a single exon.
AUGGCGGAUCAUUGGGUAUCUGAAAUUUUCCCUCCCAAAUUCGAGUUUAAAACUGUGAGUGAGCUACUAGAAAAAGAGACCGAUGAGUUUAGARCAAACUCCGAUAAUGUCAAGGUAUAUGAAAGCUACAAUAGAGCUUAUMUAGAAAUUGCUAAACACGAAGAAGAASAASAACAGCMGAAAGACAAGCAAAGUGUCGAAGACGGUGAUGAUGKCCGACYUCAAGUUGACGUUCAUAAGMAAACCARSAAAGCCAGUAAUGAAAUACCGAAAGARGAAAAUGGAAAGGCUAARGAUAAUGUUAUUUGGACGAACGACGAAAUACGUAUACUUCGACAAACUUUUCAAAAAUUGAAAAUCCAAAAUGUGCAUUUGACAGGAAUGGUCAGUUCAUUGACACAGGAACUCCAAAAUUGCAAAGAAAGGGAAGCUAAGACGAAAACYUGUUACAAUAUAUUGAAAGAAAAAUGGUCUGAAUUAAAGAAAAGAUACAGACGAGCAAAAGUAAGCUGCAAGUCAAUCAAAGAAGACUUAAAAUGGCAUCAUUUAUCAUUAAAAACUGCAAGGAAAGAAUUAGAACAGUUGCAUUUUGAAAGAAAUGAAAUAUUGAAAGAUUUGAAUGAUACAAGAGUAAUCUUAGAGUCAGAAAGAGUUACAAACUCGCAACUAAUGGCAAAACUUGAUGAGAAGGAGUCCGAGAAAGCCAAGGCUUUACAACAUUGCGAGUUUGUCAUAARACACCAAAGUCAACUUGAAGARACUCUUUUAAAAAAGGAGAUAUUUCGCUUGCAGCAAGAGYUGAAAAAAGAAAAAGCAGAAAAUGUGAUCAAUCAAAAAAGUCUUGACAAUCUUAGAAAUCAUUUUGUGAGCUCAAAAWUGAAUGCASAASAAGCAGGAGUUGACAUUUUAAGUAUUGCAGAUAUAGAUUACUGAUACUAGAGGAAUGGUGUUAAUUGUCUAAAUUUCACUGUGCCAGUCAUACUAAAAGGUCUAUAUAAGAGAAGUCUUAGGCCUGGUUUAGACAUCUUCUGUGUUGUCUAAUAUAAGAUCUUGCAUGUAGUUCAUGAGAGCAAUUUUUUUUUCAUUUGCGUUUGAAAAUAUUAACAUUAGUUUCCAAAGUUCAGAGUAUUUUGAUAGCUAUAUAGCAGUUUAUCAAGCGUCACCAUCUCUGGCCUGUGCCAUGAAACACCACUACUCCAGAAGAAGGCUAUCCUACCAAAAAUGCUAGUAAACCAUUUGUAUAACUUUAAUUGUACUAGAGGACUUCUCAACAAUUAUUGUAGGCCUCUCUUGCAUCCAGCUAUCUUCAAGAUGAAUGUUCUUAAGAAAAAUCCAUUAUUUUAAUACAACAGAAAAUUCAUUUUUCUCUUUCUCAAGUUUUAAUMAAUCAAUUAUUUUUUAAUCUUUAGAUGUGUUAAAAAAUGUGUUAUGAUAUGAUCCUUUUGUUUAUUCAUACACUCGUUUUUGGUUAUAUAURAAAUAAAUUCUUGUA